Molecule: messenger RNA, 285 nt
Organism: Meloidogyne enterolobii
Lineage: Eukaryota; Metazoa; Nematoda; Chromadorea; Rhabditida; Meloidogynidae
Source: the annotation of a GenBank genome assembly
UUUCAGUCGGUGCCUCAUAUUUUAAUUUUUUUCCAUUUUAAUGCUAUGCAUCUGUUUCUUCUUCAUAACGAAGCUAUACCUACAACAACAUCACCAAAUAAAUUUAUUCCAAGUAAUUCCUCUUUUAGUACUGGAAGUUCUUCUAGUAGUGUAAUGAGUAUUAACGAACAACAACAAAUUACAACAAAUUUAAAACGUAGCGGUUCUGCAGUUAUUAGAGCUAGAUUUGAACCAGAAGUUGAUGGGGUUAAUAGAUACAAACAUUUUCAUAGGUUUGUUAAAUAA